UUUUGGUGUUUGGUUGCUCUUUCGGUUGGCGGAGAAGGCGGCGAUGGCGCACCCAACAACUCCGACUCCAACACUGACUGCCGCCGCCGCAGUGGCCGCCCCGCGCGACACCAGCCGCGGCCAGUUUGUGCUGCGGCCCACGUUCUCGCCACUCGACAAGAUCAUCAUCUACGAAACCAAGCAGAAGUUCAUCAUCGUGGGAUCCAACCAGUCCGAGACGCGGUUCCGUGUGCUCAAGGUCGAUCGCUCGGAUCCGUAUGACAUGGACAUUAUGGAGGAUCUCAGCGGCACCUACGACCGCUACAGCAUCCAGCAGCUGCUGGGCACCAUCAACGAGAGCAUGCGCCACCACGGCGGGCUGCAAAAGACCGUCUCUGCGUUCGGCGUGCUUGGGUUCAUCCGAUUUCUUGAAGGAUAUUACAUGAUUCUCAUCACAAAACGGCGGAGAGUGGCGCUGAUUGGAGCUCACUACGUGUACAAGAUUGAGGAAACAACCAUGCUGAGCAUUUGCCAUCCGUCUGUCCGACUGCAGCGCCAUCCGGAUGAGAUUCGCUACCUCAAGACGUUUCAAAACGUCGAUCUGUCCAGCAACUUUUACUACAGCUACACGUACGAUCUCACCCACACACUUCAGUUCAACAUGAUGACGUACACGCGAGAGCGCUAUGCAGAUUCGGGUGCCGAGACCGCUGGGCAAGAAGACGACGCGACUGCUGCCUCCUCCACGGACGCCCCUGCAGCCUCCUCAGCUAAAGCUUCUGCUUCCACCAGCCAGCCACGUAAAAGUACUCCAACGACCACUGAUGCCAAGAGUUCAGCAACAAGUCCGCCAUCGACACCACCCGGAGCCGAGCCCGCUUUUACGAGCUUUAAGGACCGGUUUCCGAUCGAGGCUCCCAGCUUUAUGCAUGACUUGUUUUCUGCAUCCAGUGACGACGCGACCUUCUCCUCUUCCUCCGAGAGCGAGUCUGACAACGACGACGACGAUUACCUGGACCACUCCUCUGCGGACGAGAGCGAGAACCCCAAGGCUCCGCGUGGAUCUUCCAGCCAAGAGAUGACUGCAUCUUCCGACCUCAACAAGGCUCAAGGUGACGCCGCUCCCACCAAGAGCGAGCCAGAUUCAAGUGCCGCGCCGAGCGAUCCGCAACCAGCGCCAUCGAAGCCCUCGAUUCCACCGCCGCCUCCAAUGCCCCCGUUCAACGACAUGUUUGUGUGGAAUCACCACCUGCUGCAGCAGCUUCAGCGCCAUGCCUCGCGCGACUGGAUUCUUCCGAUCAUUCACGGAUUUAUUGCGCAAUCCAGUAUCUACGUGUAUGGGCAUCAAGUCUAUGUCACACUGAUUGCGCGGCGAUCCCGCCAUUUUGCCGGAACGCGAUUCCUGAAACGCGGCGCCAAUGAGCAUGGCAUGGUGGCGAAUGACGUUGAGUCUGAACAAAUUACAUUCGACACGACAACUCUUGCUCAUGACAGUGGCAAGUUCACGUCGUUUGUGCAAAUGCGCGGCUCCAUUCCUUUGUUCUGGUCGCAGGACAAUUCCGGCAUGAUUCCCAAACCACCCAUUACGAUUGAUCGAGCCGAUCCGUUUUGCUCGGCCGCUGCGUUGCAUUUUGACAGCUUGUUCAAACGCUAUGGCACGCCCGUUGUGGUGCUCAACCUUGUCAAACGAAAGGAAAAGAAGCCUCGAGAGUCAAUUCUGCACAAGGAAUUCGGCGACUGUAUUCAGUAUCUGAAUCAAUUCCUGCCCAACAAGCACAAGAUUGUGUACAAGGCGUGGGACAUGGCUAAACAUGCAAAAAGCAAAAAGAGCCAACAAAACGUCAUCGAGCGUCUGGAAGUCAUUGCCAGCCACAUCAUCAACACCACUGGCUUCUUCCACGCUGGUCCGCAACUUCACUGCAACGCAAUGAAGCCUGACUUGUGUUGCGUCGCUGGAGGCCGCCCGUAUCACGAAAAGUUUAUUGGCAGACUCCAGCAGGGCGUGGUGCGCGUCAACUGCAUUGAUUGCCUCGAUCGCACCAAUGCUGUGGAGUUUAUGAUGGGCAAAAGCGCGCUGGCCCGUCAGCUCUACGCUCUGGGUGUCAUCAAAAAGCCAAAGCUCAAGUUCGAUUCGGACGUGGUGCGGCUGCUCACCGAGAUGUACGAGGAUCACGGUGACACGAUCGCCCUGCAGUAUGGUGGUUCACAACUGGUCAACACCAUGGAGACGUACCGCAAGAUUUCCCCUUGGACUUCGCAUUCACGCGACAUUUUGCACACCAUCCAUCGCUACUACAGCAAUUCGUUCACAGAUGUCGACAAGCAAGGUGCCAUCAACCUCUUUUUGGGCACUUUUGUGCCCCAUGCUGCUCGCCCAAGCUUGUGGGAAAUCCAAUCCGACUACUAUUUGCAUUACCACGACCCAGCUGGUGGCUACUGGAUGCCCAGUUGGCGAUAUCGCCAUUGGUGGUCCAAGAGCAGCCUGCCUAUUGGCUGGUCCGAGAAGCGCCUCCAACAGCGUCGCAAACGAAAGGAGGACAUCUUCUUCUUGGACCAGCAAGAUGACGAGUUGCUUGCCGCGCGCAUGGCAGCCAAAUCCAACAUUCAGCGAGCCGACCGUCUGCAGUGCAUGCUGGACUACUACAAUCCCUCUGUUUUGACGUCGUACGACGACUUGUAUGCGCAUCACAUCAACUCGACUCGACUCCUCCACAAGACACAUCCCGCCGAUCCCAGUCCUUUCAAGGUGCGCGCUGCGCAACCCAAGCAAAGCAUGGGUCUCAACCUCGGCGUUAAGAGGUGGAUUGGCUAUGAAAAGGAAGAAGAGCAAAUGCCGCGCGUUGUCGAGAACGUGAGUCAACGCGUCUUGAAGAAGAAGGUCAAGAAUGCUGCACCAGCUAUUGAUUCGAGCCCAGCCGCUCUGGAAAAACGAUUCGGCUUGACUUCGGUCGAGGGCAAGUAUGGUCGCAUGUUUGAGGAGCCGACUGUCGCGGACUGCGGAACGUAUGAGCGAUUUGUGCGGCUGCGCGAGGACCCGUCCGUUUUGACAACGCCGACCGUCAGAGAGGCGCGCAACGAUGGCGUCGAGCCGCGUGUUGGGCUUCACACGACAAGCGUGGCCGGACUGUCCAACCUUUUGAUUGACUAUCCAACUGCGUUCACCAUGAUUGCACCGUCAGAUGUUGCAUUGUACACGCAAACCGCCUCGAUCGCUCACGCUGGUCCGCUGGCGCCUUCGAAAGAAUCCCGAGCUCUCUACGACACGUACGAGCAGACCAUGGUUUUGUAAUCGCCUCGCUUGGUACUUUUUUUUUUUGAUGGCAUGCGGCGCAACAUUCAUUGUUCCAAAGAAAGGAAAAACAUGUAAUGAUGACAGACGGUGCAACGCGUACACCACCUCCACAACACCAAACGUGAAG
This is a messenger RNA of Capsaspora owczarzaki ATCC 30864, 3398 nucleotides long. Its product is annotated as sac domain-containing inositol phosphatase 3. Gene Ontology annotation, molecular function: phosphatidylinositol-3,5-bisphosphate 5-phosphatase activity. The transcript is spliced from 18 exons. Gene Ontology annotation, biological process: phosphatidylinositol dephosphorylation. Lineage: Eukaryota; Filasterea; Ministeriida; Capsasporidae. Gene Ontology annotation, cellular component: intracellular membrane-bounded organelle. The coding region runs from base 44 to 3268 and encodes 1074 amino acids. The record is from RefSeq and is a predicted model, not a curated record.